Messenger RNA from Xenopus tropicalis (tropical clawed frog), 1376 nucleotides. RefSeq names its product O-sialoglycoprotein endopeptidase (gene osgep). The record is from RefSeq and is a predicted model, not a curated record. Gene Ontology annotation, biological process: tRNA threonylcarbamoyladenosine modification. The transcript is spliced from 12 exons. NCBI's taxonomy places the organism in Eukaryota, Metazoa, Chordata, Amphibia, Anura, Pipidae. Gene Ontology annotation, cellular component: nucleus; EKC/KEOPS complex; cytoplasm. Gene Ontology annotation, molecular function: tRNA N(6)-L-threonylcarbamoyladenine synthase activity; acyltransferase activity, transferring groups other than amino-acyl groups. Bases 112 to 1119 code for a protein of 335 amino acids.
AGUGACGCGUCACGUAUCCGCCUUGGGGGAGUGGCUAGCAGGCAUGGGGAAGCUCAGUGUUACUGUACCAUAAGCUGCUAGUAAGUCGUGUUUUUCCCCUCAGACAUCACUAUGACCAUUGUUGUUGGGUUUGAGGGGAGUGCCAACAAGAUUGGUGUAGGAAUUAUCCAAGAUGGGAAAGUGCUGAGCAAUCCACGAAGAACUUACAUCACUCCUCCAGGACAGGGCUUCAUGCCCAGUGACACUGCACGUCACCAUCGUUCCUGUAUCCUGGAUGUGCUGCAAGAAGCUCUUGAGGAAGCAAAGAUAAAGCCACAAGAUGUAGAUUGUGUGGCCUAUACUAAAGGCCCUGGAAUGGGAGCCCCUCUGCUAUCAGUAGCCAUAGUGGCACGGACAGUUGCACAGCUGUGGAAGAAGCCCCUACUGGGUGUUAAUCACUGUAUUGGGCAUAUUGAAAUGGGACGGCUGAUAACUGGUGCAGAAAAUCCUUCUGUGCUGUAUGUGAGCGGGGGCAACACACAGGUUAUUGCAUAUUCAGAGCGAAGCUAUCGAAUAUUUGGGGAAACUAUAGAUAUUGCUGUAGGAAACUGUUUGGACCGCUUUGCCAGAGUGUUAAAGAUAUCCAAUGACCCCAGUCCUGGUUAUAAUAUUGAACAGAUGGCAAAGAAAGGGAAGAAGUUUGUGGAAUUGCCAUAUACAGUGAAAGGGAUGGACGUGUCAUUCUCUGGAAUUCUUUCCUACAUUGAGGACAUGUCUCAUAAGAUGCUGUCAUCUGGAGAAUGUACGCCUGAGGAUCUCUGCUUCUCUCUACAGGAGACCCUUUUCUCUAUGCUGGUAGAAAUUACAGAGCGGGCCAUGGCACAUUGUGGGUCACAGGAAGUGCUGAUAGUGGGAGGCGUUGGAUGUAAUGUCCGUUUACAGGAAAUGAUGGGAGUGAUGUGUCAGGAACGUGGAGCUAAGCUUUUUGCAACAGAUGAAAGGUUCUGCAUAGAUAAUGGAGCUAUGAUUGCACAAGCUGGAUGGGAGAUGUUUCGCUCAGGACAAGUAACCAAUCUGCAGGAUUCAUGGAUAACCCAAAGGUACCGCACUGAUGAGGUUGAAGUGACAUGGAGAGAUUAAGGUUUUCCCCUCUAGGAUUCAGAGCACCCUUAACCUGGAGAUCACUGGAUAGAAAACACUUCUGUGUGAUGUACUCUGUUCAGGUGUAAAAUCAAACUUACUCUUCUCAAGGACCAACCUGAUUAGUAGAGUUCUACAGCACAUUCUAAUAGUGUUGCACUGAACAGCAAGAAACACUUAAAGUAUAUCUAAAAACUGCUUUAGCAGAGUUUUUCCACAGGCCAAGUUUAUAUUAAAGUUUUAAAACAAGAACACAA